Molecule: messenger RNA, 2429 nt
Organism: Psammomys obesus (fat sand rat)
Lineage: Eukaryota; Metazoa; Chordata; Mammalia; Rodentia; Muridae
Gene: Rars2
Product: arginyl-tRNA synthetase 2, mitochondrial
Exons: 21
Coding region: 22-1758 (578 amino acids)
Biological process (GO): arginyl-tRNA aminoacylation; mitochondrial translation
Cellular component (GO): cytoplasm; mitochondrion
Molecular function (GO): ATP binding; arginine-tRNA ligase activity
Source: RefSeq, a predicted model, not a curated record
GCGGGGCGCGCAGAGGGCAGCAUGGCGUGUGGCUUCCGUAGGUCGAUCGCCUGCCAGCUUUCCAGAGUAUUGGAUCUUCCACCAGAAAGCUUGAUCAAGUCAAUAUCUGCAGUUCCAGUUUCAAAAAAAGAAGAAGUGGCAGAUUUUCAGCUAUCUGUGGAUUUCUUGCUAGAAGACAACAAUCACAAAUCCAAACCAGCUCCUCAAGAUGAAGCCAAGAGACUGGCAGAGAAGCUUAAAUGUGAUACCGUGGUGACUGCCAUCAGUGCUGGUCCAGGGACGCUAAAUUUCAAAAUAAACAGGGAAUUAUUAACAAAGGCAGUGUUGCAACAAGUAACGGAGGAUGGCUCAAAGUAUGGAUUAAAAAGUGAGCUUUUCUCAGGUCUUCCCCAGGAGAGGAUUGUGGUUGAAUUCAGUUCGCCUAAUAUUGCCAAAAAAUUUCAUGUUGGACAUUUACGCUCCACCAUCAUAGGAAAUUUUAUAGCAAAUCUAAAAGAAGCUUUAGGACAUCAAGUAACAAGAAUAAAUUACAUUGGAGAUUGGGGCAUGCAGUUUGGUCUGCUGGGAACUGGUUUCCAGCUGUUUGGCUAUGAAGAAAAACUCCGGUCCAAUCCUUUACAACAUCUCUUUGAUGUUUAUGUACAAGUUAAUAAAGAAGCAACAGAUGAUAAAAAUGUAACAAAAUUGGCACAUGAAUUCUUCCAUCGACUAGAGAUGGGUAACAUGGAGGCACUUUCACUGUGGCAAAGAUUUCGGGACUUGAGCAUUGAAGAGUACACUCAGAUUUACAAGCGCCUUGGAAUAUACUUUGAUGAAUAUUCAGGAGAAUCAUUUUAUCGUGAAAAAUCUCGAGAUGUCUUAAAGUUGUUGGAGAGCAAAGGACUUCUACAGAAAACCAUAAAAGGAAAUGUUGUAGUAGAUCUCUCUGGGACUGGUGAUCUGUCUUCUCUCUGCACCGUGAUGCGAAGUGACGGAACUUCUCUCUAUGCAACCAGAGACCUUGCAGCUGCUAUAGAUCGUAUGGACAAGUAUAAUUUUGAUACAAUGAUUUAUGUCGCAGACAAAGGGCAAAAAAGGCAUUUUCAGCAAGUGUUCCAAAUGCUGAAGAUCAUGGGAUAUGAAUGGGCAGAAAGGUGCCAGCAUGUACCUUUCGGGAUAGUGAAGGGAAUGAAGACUCGAAGAGGGGAUGUCACUUUUCUCGAAGACGUCUUAAAUGAGAUUCAAUCGAGGAUGCUACAGAACAUGGCUUCCAUUAAGACAACGAAAACAAUGGAGAACCCACAGGAGACUGCAGAGAGGGUGGGGCUCGCAGCUCUCAUCAUCCAGGACUUCAGAGGUUUACUCUUAUCUGACUAUCAGUUCAGCUGGGAUCGUGUUUUCCAGAGUCGUGGGGACACUGGAGUCUUCCUACAGUAUACCCAUGCCCGUCUCUGCAGUCUGGAAGAGACUUUUGGAUGUGGUUAUCUCAAUGACUUCAAUGUUGCUUGUUUACAAGAGCCACAGUCUGUUUCAGUUCUCCAGCAUCUUCUCAGGUUCGAUGAGGUGCUUUAUCAGUCAUCUCAGGACCUGCAGCCUAAGCACAUUGUCAGUUACCUAUUAACGCUAAGUCACCUUGCAGCUGUGGCACAUAAAACACUCCAAGUGAAAGACAGUCCUGCUGAUGUGGCUGGGGCCAGGCUUCACCUGUUCAAAGCUGUCCGUUCUGUCCUAGCCAAUGGAAUGAAACUUCUUGGAAUUACACCUAAUUUGUACCACUAAACCUAAAUAUUUUGGUUUUAAAAUAAUUACCAAGCAUGGCAGUUCUGAAAUAAAUAUAUAUGAUGUAUGUGGAUAUGCUGGAAGAAAACCAGAGCAACUUGCUAAGGUAUGCCAAGUGCUCACUAAUCUUUGUACACUGGUUUCUAAGAUUUGCAGCAUUUAUGAAACAAAUGACUAUAAUUUGAUUUAUAAUGCAUGCCUGUUAUUUCAGCACUGAGGGAAGAGAACUAUGAGCUAUAGAAAGUUCAAAGCCAGCCUUGGUUACAAAGUAAGAUUCUAUGCCAAAGACAAAAAUGGUAAUAAUCAUAAAACAGUCUAAAAUGUGUUCCAUCUAUUGGAAUUCCGGAGUUGCAGUUUUCUGUCCCUUUAAGUUGGUAAGCCCUAUAUUUUUCCAAAAAAGCAGCUUAGUUUUAAGAUUAUAUAGUUAUAUGGACAUUGUUCUAGAAUUUUAAAUAUGGACUUUUGUCAAUGAAAUGCUGCCUUUUAAAGAUAUAGCCAAAAUUCCCAGCUGACGGCAUCCAGAUGAAGGAAGACAUCAUAAAACGUAAGUUUCCAGAAAAAUAAACCUUAUUCCGUGGUAAGCUUAGGCUUGUACAUCAGUGCCUCUGCAUAUAAGAUAAACUUUAAACUCAAAUGUUUUAAGCCUUCUACCAUCUACCUCAAGGGUUUUU